ACACUAACUCACGGUCACUGUGAAUGUUUUUAUUGGAGCCCACAUAACUGUUAAGCAAAAUCCAUUUUAAAGGUUAUUUACAUGUUUAAAAAUAUGUGCAUUUUCGACGACUGGAAGUAAUGCUAACUUAACAAGUCGGGAAGCUAGCUUGCAUAAACCCUCGGUGUGGUUUUUAUAUCGCGCUACGGAGAAAACUACACAGUAAUUUUAGGACAUAUUUAUAUACAGUUUAUAAUUUUUUUGUCCUUCGAAGAAAAAAACGUAACAACAAAAGAACAUUUUAUGAGCGCAAAUCAAUUACACCCUCUAUCCACCCUUUGCAGUUUACAUUAUCUGACGCAGAUAUAUGAGAUUUGGCUUUCGAGUGAAAAUUUAGCUCUAUUGCAAUAUGACUUUUACAGAUGAAUAAAACCAGAGGUGGAUAGAGUAGCUAAACUUUUAUCUCAAGUAAGAGUAGAAUUACUUCUAAAUAUAAGAUUACUCAAGAAAAAGUAAAAAUAGUCAUCCAAAAAUUUACUCAAAUUGAAGUAAUAAGUGUAUUCGUUGAAAAGAAUAUUCAAGCACUGAGUUAACUGCUUACAAUGGCUAUAUUAUUUUUUUAAAUAAUGGUGUAUUUUUUUCCAAGCACAACUUCAUCUAAAUGAACUGUUAUUAUUUUAAUAUAAUAUAACCUAUAUUACAUAACCACACUAGGCCUAAAGAUCAAAUCAAAUUGCUUCAAGACCAGAACAACAAUGGCGUACCGCACGCAGGCUAUUUUUAGACCGUGACGUCGCAUCAUAAAGCGGAAGUGAAGCCGAAGUGGGACAUUAUAGACCCGCCCUCACAUAGACGCAACGUAAUUUGUGCUACUUUUCUCCGGUAAUCUUUCAAAAACGAACUUGCCGAUCACGCAUUGCUUUUUUGGUACUUGUAGAAACGACUAGACAUUACGACACAUGAAGGAUGUUUUCUUCAUACGUUUCCGGAAACCAAAAACUCGGGAGGAAAAAAUGUGAAGACUGUAUCAACUUGCGCGGACUUUAACACCAGCUCGGUGAAUCCAUUCACAUUUCAUAUGCAUAAAACAUUAUGUUGGGUUGGCAUGGUCUUUCAGAGGACAAAGAGAUGUCUUUAACAUAGGACCUAAUCCUACUUACUCAAUGAAGAACUGAAGAAUGGCGUCAGAGUUGGAAAAAGCAAUUGCUGAUGCAUUCAAGAGUAGGAACAUUACAGCUCUGGGCGGAUUCCUGCAAAAACCCAUAAAUGAAGCUGUCAAAUGUUCUGCAGAGUUUCUGAAUAAACUGGAUAUUCUCAUCAAUCAGAGCUUGAGUGAAAAAGAUUCCAAUGCUGUCAGUAUUGCUCUCACAGUCAUCUAUAAGUGGGGGAAGAACCUGAAAUUUCCUAUGGGCACUCAAGGAAUUACAGGACUUAUAGACCAAGGAUUGAUCCAGAAGAUGGUUCAGUGGUUUGACAAAUGCAAACAACUGUGGAUUCUGCAUGGACCACAGUUCGAUCAGUCUUUGUCCAGAUUGUCAGAAGACUUCUUUGAUGUUUUAACGAUGGUCCAUAAAGCAUCCAAAGAUGGAAUGUUUGGAAUCCAGUUCUUCCUGUAUCAUAUUGGUCACUUGGUAAACGAUGCCAGAAUUUUCAUUUUCAUCAGAAAAAAGGCUAUUUCCACAUUGACCAUAAUUCUGAAAAAUGUCCCAGCUUCACCUGAGAGGGAAAAGUUCUUCACAUCACUGGAUACCUCAGAUAUUAUGACGAACCUUGCUGGUCAAAUAAUGCAGUGUGGCGAUUAUGACAUGCAGGUUUCUCUGAUUGAAGUAUUAUUCCGGCUGACUACUACUGAUCAAAGACAGAAGCUGUCUUCUCACUGGUUCAGCAUGGCUCAAGUUGCCUGUGCCUUUUGGCAAAUAAAGCCUUUGGAGUUUGAAGUGGAUUGUCGCACAUUUCUGAUAUUUGUGAAUGGAUUACAAGGUGAAAAUGGAAGAGUAAUGUCCUACCCAUGUUUGGAGGUUUACCUGGACGCUUUCAAGUUGCUGAAGCCUUCCGACGACAAGCUUAGCAAAUUCUGGAUUGACUUCAACCUCGGCAGUCAAAGCAUCUCCUUUUAUUUCUCACUUUGUGAUGAAAAGUCUCCGACAAGUCUCUGGGAUUCAAUCUGUAUCUCUGAGAAUGAGCUCCAAAGUUACACUCUUACAGAGAAGGGAACAAAACAAAUUUUACAGUUACGGCUCUCUGAAGUGGUCAUGACAGGUAGCUUGCAAGGAUCAAGUAUCACCAUCAUCUUCUGCUCCACCCUGAACAUCCUGCAGACUGUUUGUUGCAUCUAUGGACACAGAAAGUACAAAAGCACCAUUAGAAAGACAUCUGUUGCAAAUAUGACACUUAAUAUCAUUGAGGAAGACAAAUCCCAGAAUUGUAUCCCAGAGAGUCAACUGUCCCUUGGUGUUGAUGUUAAAAACAUUAACAACUUCCUUGGAGCCGUAGAAACAUCUUCACAAGUACCAGCCAAUAUGAUGCUUUCAGAGCUGACUACUUUCAGCAACAGAAGUUCAAAAGGGCGCACACAUCAGUCUAACAAUCCAGAUGAGAACAAAAGGAAACCCUUUCUGAAGAUGUUUUGUCCUUCUGAUAGAAAGAAAUGUGCUAACAUAGCACAGAAAAAGACCCCUGUUGAUGAAAUCAUCAAAUGUGGAAUGACAAAGCAGACCAUACCACUAAUAAGUGAAUCAGUAAAGAUAGAGGGACAGGGUACAGAACAAUCUCAAGAGGAUACUUUUGUGCCCGGUACCCAGUUGUUAACUGAGAGAAACAUGGCUUGGAGAAAUAACUUGUCAGCUAAUGAAAUACCAUCAACUGUUCAAAAAAAUCCACUGUCAAACCACGAGCAAUUUGCAAAUGAUGCAAAGAAACAAAAGCAACCCAUAUUUGCCUCUAAAGAAAAAAUCUCAAGGAGCUCAUAUGAUUUGGAGCUGUAUAUUCUCAAAGAGAUGCAAGCCCAGGGGAAACAAGUUGACAAUCCUAUUUACAGAGAGAGACACUCGUUGGUAGAAACUUCCAGUAGGAAAUCUACAUCCAAACAGGAGACAAAUUCUAAUGAUAUGAGACCUGUGGAAGGCAAGAUGGCCAAAUCUAUCUUGAGUUAUUAUACCACAAACAGGCAACCUAAAGAAAAUGCUGGAAGUCGACAAGAGCACUGGAUUCCACCAAGUGUCAACAGUAUGAGCUUGCAUCCUGCUAAUAAAGAAAAUGCACGAGCAGGAGAUGUAACCAAACUCCUUAGUAAGAUCCCAUCAAACUCUGCAAACCAAAGAAAACAUGUUUAUGAAUUCACCACUGAUGAUCAAUUUAGCCCUGAGGCAACAUACAACACAUUUAUUGACAAAUCAGCCACAUCAUGCAAAGGUUUCUGUAAAUCACCGGGGCAUUCUAAAACAACCUGUACAGGAGAACUGGCAGCAAAUGAGAAGCGGAAUGGGAAGAUGCAACUGUUCGGUGCCAAAGACAAUACUAAUUUCCCAGAUGCCAGCUGGCUGAGAGAGCCAAACAAGAAAGCCACUACACGUGCCCAAAAGCAACCAAUGACAGUCAAAGAAUUUCAGGCUCAUAAAUCAAAUGAAAUCACAGCUGUACCCCGAGGCGUCCUGAAACCUGGAAAAAGAAAUGCAAGACUAAAUAAGGCGAGGUUGCCAAAGAAGGCAAUUUCGGAGCCUGGCAAACCCAGUGUCAACAAAAGACCCCGGCGGGCUGCAACCUUGGGCAAGAACUAUGAAGAGCCAUACACCGAUGAGAGCUCGUCCGAAUUAGAGAUGCCUCAAUCAACCAAGCGGAAUAGUAUUAUUGCCCAACCAAACAAGUCCAGUGUCACAAAGAUUCAUGCCCAAAAACCCACGUCCAAGCGUUCCCAUCCUGACCAACUGGCCUCCCAGUCAUGCACAGAGAGGAGCCAAUGCUCUGAAAUGUCCACCCAUUUAAUGGAGAUGGCCUUCUCUCCUGCUUUCAGUCUGCCACCAUCUUCCACACUAAAGGAGACACCUGUGAUCCAACAGUCUUCACUUUCAGUGGCCUCUUUGCCCUUGGCAUUCAAAAAGGCAUCCGCCAUUGUCACUUCCCCACAUUCACAUUUUUCUGUCUCUGACCUGAAUUGUAGCUUUACUCCAGAAUCUGAUGUAUCUCAGGUUUCUGUUUGUCUUUCCAUUCAAGUUCAGCAAAGCACAAUUGCCUCACAGGCUGAGAAAACACCACAUUCAAAUAAAGAGCCUACUUUCAUCUCAGGACCCUGUCGGAAGCACCACACUUCGUCUCGAAAUUUUGAGGAUCAAAAGGAACAAAGAAAAAAGUGCCCCUCUCGCAUGAAACCUACAGCACUGUUCAAAUCAUAUGCAGAGAAGAUCACUGAGGGCAAAGGACUAGCUACCUGCUCUUCAAUGAUGACAGAUCACUCCACCAUUGAUGGUGGAAAUGAAGAGAUGCACUUGGAGGAUUUAGAGUUACCAAAUGUUGCCAUGAACUUCAGUAAUCUGUCUCAGCUGCUCAGCAACAAACUAAAGAACAAUGUCAAGAUAUUGAACAUGUUUUACAAAGAGAACAUGAGGACCAUCCAGGAACAUAUCUUCGCUCUACACACGCAACUUGGUAAACACAGGAAGCUUGCAAUUGUUCAAAAGGUCUUUCUGAAUGAGGUCCACAAGUUGAAGAAGGGGAGGGCUAUGCUGAGUAGCAUUGAAAAUGACCUAAAGAUAUGCUUGGAAAAGCAGAACACUUUUUUCCAGUCAUAUCACAAGCAGGCAAUCAAAAGCAUAGCGGUCCUGAAGAGAACCCUGAGAGACCUGCGUUUGAGCCAUAAGUACGACGAGCAAUUAUUCAUAUCCCAGAUGGCUCAUCUUAAAAAAGACAUGGAGUCAGUCCAGGCGCGCCUCCUCAGAACAAUGGCAAGUAGACAUUGCAAUGAUAAUUUAUUUUUACACGAGUUUGAUUCCUCUUAAAUUUUGUCUCGUUCACAUUAUUUUUAGUUAUUUUACAACAUAAGUCACAUUUGUAAUACAAAAAGUUGUUGAAUAUUACCUAUUUACAGUAUUAGAAAAAUAUUGACAUUCCUUUGUCCAAUUGCAUAUAAAAAUAUAUGAGAAGAACAGGAGUGUUCAACCUUUUUUGAUUCAAGGUGUAUUUUCAAGUACCGUCUCCGGUCCCCCAAAAUCUGCCCAUUCAGUGUCAACAUUGCAAACCACU
Messenger RNA from Corythoichthys intestinalis (scribbled pipefish), 5214 nucleotides. RefSeq names its product synaptonemal complex protein 2-like. The record is from RefSeq and is a predicted model, not a curated record. NCBI's taxonomy places the organism in Eukaryota, Metazoa, Chordata, Actinopteri, Syngnathiformes, Syngnathidae. The transcript is spliced from 43 exons. The coding region runs from base 1158 to 4970 and encodes 1270 amino acids.